AUGAAUGCCGCAUGGAAUGAGGAAAGUUCUAGAGCAGGGCUCGGAUGGAUCUUAACGCAGGAUGAAACUACCUCUAGCUUGGCUAUGAUUGCAGAAAACGUACCUUCACCACUGAUGGCAGAAGGAUUGGCACUUCGGGAAGCUUUGCAGAAGAGUAGGGAGCUGGGAGUCAAGGCGCUAAACGUGGAAUCGGACUCCAAAAACCUCAUUGCCAGCGUCACCAACAACAACUCUGUCCCCGAGCUCUAUGGAAUUGUGGCAGAUAUCAUGUCGAUCUCUUGUUUUUUCGAUUAUGUUUCCUUUAAAUGGAUCCGUAGAGAGGCAAACUAUGCAGCUGAUCUAGUUGCAAAACAGAUGCUUGUAGUAAAUGGGGCUUUAAUGACCCCCACCUAA
Molecule: messenger RNA, 393 nt
Organism: Brassica oleracea var. oleracea
Lineage: Eukaryota; Viridiplantae; Streptophyta; Magnoliopsida; Brassicales; Brassicaceae
Exons: 1
Coding region: 1-393 (130 amino acids)
Molecular function (GO): nucleic acid binding; RNA-DNA hybrid ribonuclease activity
Source: RefSeq, a predicted model, not a curated record